AUGGCUCCAAGCUUACAAGACUUGAUUGAUCAUCUUCUCGCGGAGAUUGCGCUCUGUGGCGACCAAGGCGCAUCUCCUGCGGAUAUCUUGACUUUCAUCGACACAUUCUACUCCAGCGCAACCCAUGAGACAUCUGCACGGAGUCAUACUGUCGAUCGCCGAUUCCAGGAAAAAGUCUGGUCUUGGUUGACAAGACACCCAGAAGUUUCAGUCGGGAGAGACCGAGAGAGUAAUCAUCUGCACCUGAAUGAUGCUGAGCGACUCGCUCGUGAGGCGGACCCUGAACAUGCGGUCCGGGUUUUCGUCUCUAGGGAAAGGAGAUGGCUAGCGGUGGCUGGUCAUGAGCCGGAUGAGACCAAAGUGCUUCCCUUGGAAUUCGCACUUCUCUCCAUCAUUGCGUCCCAUAAAUCCAAUGGAGUCUUCCAAACAGAUCUAGUCAAACUCAGCGGCCAGGAUAAGCGUUCUGUCCCCAAGCGAACCGACGUGCUACAAGACAAGGGGUACAUUGAGAAAAGGGCGAUACAGAUCAAGUCUGUACGGACCAGUCUCUGCGUGCUGCGAAGGUUCUCCAAGUCCGACCUCUCUGGUGCUGCCACAGCGGGCGACCAGGAAGAGCGCCUUAUUGACUUUAGGGACUUCAACGACAGGCUCUUUGCCAUCCUCCGGGAGUACAAGAUCAUCGCCCGUACCGAUCUCAAGAGUGCUCUUGGGUUCGCCGAUCCCUGGCGAUGGAGAGUUCUGUCCCGAGCUUUGCGCAAAUUCGAGCGUAUCGGUGUGCUCAAGCGCGUUAGGGCGACGUCACAGUAUGCGCAUGAUAUGAAAAAGCUGCAUCCCUGUGUGAUGCUAGUUCGGGAGCCAACGGAGAGGGACUAUGAGCUAUUUCAUGAGUAUAGUCAAAAUAUCUACACCGACCUCGAGCAGGAAGAUGGGCUAGAGUUGGAAGACGGUGCGGGUCCAGUUGAUGCCAGUGAAGAUUUCGCUCCUGCCGGGGCCGACAAAGCUGUUGGUAUGGUCAAGCAAGAGGGGGCCGUGGAGGAGGCUGGUCGAACGAUUCCUGCUUGGUCUCCGGAUCGUAAUAUACACAAUCAGAUAUUCGACCUUGUCGACCAAGCCGGAACCUCUGGGAUUACCAACCUUGAUAUCCUGCGAGCCGGUUUCGGGAGCUUUUUCCGCAGACCACUGGAAAACACAUUGGCCCGGCUAGUGGAAUGCUGGCAGUUGUCCCAGCCCCUACACCUGCGCCAUCUAGCCAUUGUGCGGGACACGGCACUUGAAAAGACUAUCACACAUUAUAUCCAUUACUCAACGGCCAACUUCCAAAACCUCGUUGAUGCCGGAGAGGCAUCGUGGGAAGCUGUCGAAUUUGUCCCCAGAAACACCAAGGCAGAGAAAAUUUCUGUACCGCCCAUCGAUGCUGUUCCCGAUCUGGACGAGAAUGGAUUACCCAAAGCUGUCCCUACGAAGGAACUUAUCAAGAAUGGUAAUGCAUCGCUUCUGGCUGGCAUCUUGGCUGUCAAUCCAGCAGAUUACAAUUGCACCGGAAAUGAUCCUAUGCCGUUACGGCUGAAGGAUGAUAGCUAUGUCAUACGUUUCGGCUUGCCAGGUAUGAAUCGAGUCGGACGUCCGAAGGGAACCCCCAACAAACCAAAGCUCAAGAAGGAACAACUGUCUGAAUUGGAAGGGGAUGUCAUUCCUGAACAAGACCACCUGGCUAUCAAGCGGUUGAAGAAAGCGCAACGCGACGAAGAGAGAUUCCGAGGGAUGUCUGAAAAAGAGAAACUCGAGGCGCUGGGGCUGGAUGAGACGUGGACUGAAUACAGUGUCUUGCUCCUUGAGCGCACAGAACCCGGUGUGUACAUCACGCCUCGCGGACGACGCAGGCCAGCGGGGAAACGACAAGGUCGUCCGAGAAUCUCCCGCCUUGCAGUUUUCAGGUCGCCAAAGUUAGCAUCACUGCCGUGGUUUACUGAGAGCCCGGAAGGCGAACCAGAAGAUGAAGCUGCUAGCACUAGUCAACAAGUUUCUCAGGCUCAGAGUGUUGAGACAACUCCUGUUCCCUCAUUUACUGCGAUCAACACCUCUGCAACGACUUCUGCAGCGCCAGACACUCCUUCGAGAGGUACGAAAAGAACGCUUCGGAGUCGGAUUCGCCUUGACGCAGAAGCUGAGCCGGAUCAUCAAAGACCGUCUAAACAGCAGCGUCUUGAAGGCACCGAGGUUUCUCGGCAAGUCGCUGAGGCUGAAGUCUUAAGGUCUGAGAAAACAUUGUCAGACGGACAGCAGACUGGUGAGCCCUCUAUCGGCACCGUCAAGAACGCACCUUCCGGGGCCAGCAAACGGAGAAGGGAACCGUCUCCAAUUGCUACCGGGGAAGAUGUCGCAGUCCGCAAGAGCAUGGAAGGACUAGCCUCUCAGAAGGCACAAGCUCCGUCACCAGCAGGGAAAAAGCAAGUCGGCCUGUCGCAGCCUCGUCAAAACUUAGAGACACCGUACAAAAAGCGUCGAUAUGAACCUCAAGCUGAGCGAGGUGAAGAGACUGCCUCAACCCUUUCUCCGACAGCCACGAUUGAAAACGUCGCUGAGCAUGUUGCUCCAUCAGAGCCCACCAAAGUCGAGAAUGGAGAACACCGCCGGGUUGAAGCAGAAGCAAUUGGCAGGCCAUUGGAGGACGCAGCACACGUGGACAUGGUGGUGGAUGAGGCCACCCCGGCUGCAACUGCCGAGCCAGGCGCCGCUAUUCGUAACAUCCAAGAAGCCAACGUUAUCGACCUGAAACCCACUGACGGGACACCGGAUGUCCAGCAGCGCGACGCAUCGCAGACGCCAGAGGGGCAUCGACCGCGCACAAAGAGGCAAGACAAGCUAGGCUCUGUUGCGGUCUUACGCAGGAGCAUUAUCAUGGAUAUUAUUGAGAGAGCCGGAGGCGCAUACUCCAUGGGUACCGAAAUAUGGUACCCAUUUGCAACUGCAUGGAAGAAGACAAAGUACAAGGAAAAGCCAGACAUGCGAACAGUCAAGACAUCUAUUAAACACCUGAUUGACGCAGGCAAACUUCGGCAGUUCACAUUCAGUGGGAGGGACAGCAAAGGGGUAAUGGUAACAAAGAGCAUUGUCGCCAAGCCUGAACUGCAGCCUGAUCAUCCAGUAAUCAAAGACUUGCAGCACAAGAUGCUCACCACGACCGCUCGAUACUACUUCCCACCCGGCGUUGCUGUGGAUCCUGAACUGACCAAGUCAAGUGCGAAAAGUGCGAAGAGUACGCCGAGCGGCGAACCUAAGAUGGCGAAACUCCCCAUUGAGCGCGGGAUUACCGUGCAUUUACAUCAAAAGCCAGCCUUUGUCCUGGCUCUGGAGAAGAGAAAGGGACAGAGCAUUCAACGCCGGCUGCUGCAGCGCCUCCAGUCUGACACGGAGGUUCUACGUCCCUCUGGAGUUGUUCGACUCGCCAGACUUCAACGCGGGCCCGCACGGGACUCUCUGGAGCGCGACCUGGGGCCCAUCUCCAAGACUCGAGGAAAGGCUCAGCAACGGAAACGCAUCCUGAAGCAUCACACCCCAGCUGACGGCCUCGCUGGAGAAGAGGAGGCUGCCAGAGCUCCCCGCAGGUUGAAACGUCUCUGGAUGCCUAUUUCACUCAUGGCACCUUACGCUAUGUUCAUGAAUCCAGUGCAGACGUUUCAUUCCAGUACGGGCACCUUCUCGACAGAGGCUGGGCUUGUAGCGGUCCGAGCUGGGGCCGUUGCCCGUGCAAGAGCCGCCUUCCGAUUUCCGAAAUCUCUGGACGACAUCUUGGACCAGGUAAAGCGAACCCCAGUAGACUUCUCCAGAGCUGUGGAUCCACGCACAAGCAAGUUCUUCUGUGAAACCGGUGUGAUUUUGAGGUGGGAGCUCCAGAAUGAAGAAUUCAUACUUGAAAAAGCUGCCGAAGGCCAGGAGUUUUCUUUUAUCCAUCAAACGCUUGAUGACUUCCCAGAGGCAGUCCCGAUAGAAGGGGAUAUUCAGUUUGAAAUUGAUCAGAGCGCCUAUCCUAGGGUGCGGGUUCCGAGAGCCAGGAAGAUUAGAGAAGCAGCUCGCCGUUUGGAAUUACUUGAACCUGAAAAAUCUCCACCCGAAGAGGCAGAAGAGGCAGUGGAAUCCGAAGAGCCUUCAGAAUCGGAAGUUUCCUCUGACGCUGAAGAUUCGGAUGACUCGCUGGAUGCACUGGAUCUGCUGUUUUCCGCCGACUCUCGUAGACGGCGCAACGACUAUGUCCCGCAAAACCGUCGGUUGGAGAAACUAGCCGCCGAAGGUCCUCGACAUGUCGUCGUGCCAAAACCGCCAAACCGACCGGCUGCGCGUCGGAAUCGAGCUCUUCAACAUCUGCCACGUCUGAUAGCAGAGAGGAUUCUGACUGCGAUUGUGGUCGUUAGGGCACUAGCGGGCGGCUAUGAAGGCAGGAUCGUUGACUGGCAGCUGGUUUGCCAGAGUUUCCCCAACCAGGAUCCGAAAAUGAUCCAAGAGCGGGGGAAGAACAUUCUCAGCAGAAACCGACUGCAGGUAGCGAAGAUGCAGAGUGACUUCCAGGAGCGGUUUAUUGUAGCAUACGCGAACGGCCAGGUGCCGCCGAUCAAUUACGAAGACUUGGAAGGAUAUGAUUGGGAGAGGGUCGUCGACUGGGCACAGACAGAGCUGGACAUUCCCAAGUCCGAGAAGCUGCCGGAUCUUCCUGCCACCAAGGACCAGUUCGACAGCGUGUUUGAGCUGCGCGAGGAGGCGCCGGUCACGCUGGAUGAACUCUAUCAGAAUACUCAUGGGGUGACUGUGAACCGCAGACGUGCUCUCUACGCAGGCGUUCCUUUCGCCGUCCCUGUGCCUGAGAAGCCGACCCAACCUACAGCACGACAAGCCGAGCUUGGGCGGUUGGAAGUGGCCAAGACGUGGGUUCGAGCCAACAUCGUCGCACCGGAGGAGUCAUACCGGCCCGCGGAGGCCCGGCAAGCCCUGGCCAAUUUCGGAGGCAGACUUGUCGACGAUGCGCUGCAGUCCCUGACGACGGAGCGGGUCGUAUCGCAGGGCAACAGGGGGCGCAUUACCCCGGGCCGCAACUACGACAUCACCGAGUUCUUCCUGCACAUGUUGGGCCGCAGGCGGAACAUCGAGGUCACGCAGCUCCGGCGAGCCGCGCGGUUCAAAACCGGGACCCUGGAUCCGGCGCUGCAAAGCACCGGCUCGUUCACCAUCAACUACCACGCGGAAGACGGCGACAUCCUCGCCCUGAUCAACCUCGCCGCCGAGCGCAGAAUCAUCCUGAAACCGAAGGAUCCCCCACGGGACAAAUUCGGGCUCACAGACGGCGGCUACCUAACCAGACAAAUCGACAAGGAUAAGCUGCGCUUUGUGGUCCAGGUGCAGCCAGUCGAGGCGUCGUAUACAUACGGCAACCCGAUCGGGGAGAAAGUCGCCAACACGCCGCCGCCGUGUCCGCCCCGCGCCGCCAUCAGCGAAGGCGAAUUCGUUCCUGAGAAGAUCCCCCUGUGGUUUGAUAUCCAUGGCAACUUUGUCAGGGUGCUCUGGGAGUUUGCCGUGGCGGCCGUCGUGGGGAUCGUCGCGGUGCGUCCCGGGAUCAGUGCCAAGGGGGUUGCGAGCAUGGUGCAACCAUCAAUGGGAGCGUGGGAGGUACUCCUCUUGUUGAAAUGGAUGGCGGAUGUGGGUGUUUUACGCAGGGAGAACGAGGACGCAGAACCCGUUGAGGAGACCACCGGAUGGCAAGUUCAAGAAUGGUGGUGGAUGGUGUUGGCAUGA
This is a messenger RNA of Aspergillus fischeri NRRL 181, 5781 nucleotides long. RefSeq names its product putative TFIIIC transcription initiation factor complex subunits Tfc3. Gene Ontology annotation, cellular component: transcription factor TFIIIC complex. Lineage: Eukaryota; Fungi; Ascomycota; Eurotiomycetes; Eurotiales; Aspergillaceae. Gene Ontology annotation, biological process: 5S class rRNA transcription by RNA polymerase III; transcription initiation at RNA polymerase III promoter. The record is from RefSeq and is a predicted model, not a curated record. The transcript has 4 exons. Gene Ontology annotation, molecular function: DNA binding. The coding region runs from base 1 to 5781 and encodes 1926 amino acids.